AUGCCGCAAGGGCCGGCUGAGAAGCCCGCCUCCAACUCGAGAUCGCGCUUCGAAUUCAUGCCGUCCAUCGCCAAAAUUUCCCUUCCAGAGGAAGCCUGCUACCGCGACCUCGCACCUCCGAUUUUCUUGGGCGCCGGCGACGUCAACUAUGCCCCAGCGUGCGGCCACCAGACCUGCGCCUCAGUUCCAAGAGGGUCGCCACCCUGGAUGACACUGGACUUUGGAAACAGCGCAUUUGUAGAUUCCGUGGUCGUGAAGGCAUCCCACGAAGGCACCAAAAUUCGAGACUACGAGCUGACAGUGGGCAAACAUCAGGACGGUAACCGCAACCCAAAAUGCCCCGAAUUUGAGCUAUGCGAAUUCCAGCCCUUCGGGGAUGUUGCCGCGUCGUGCCCCGACGCCACUCCCGCAGACUACAGCUCUGGAGAUCCCCAAAUCAAAUUGAUGGUGCGGGUCUUCCGUUGCCUCCUGCGCGCCUUCGCCUUCUUUUCCAGCCCCUUCGAGGCGCUCUCGGAGAGCCACUUCGCCGUGCCGUCGGGCUUGGUGUACUCCAUCCAUCCCGCCCCCGACGGCUGCGGAGCCGAGGUCACGGGCUCGUUCAUCCCCACGCCCUGCACUCAUCCCGGCGACCCUAUUGUGGGCCAAGUGUGCAUAGACAUCAGGGGGCCCGUCAGGGAGAAAUUCGCCCAGAGGAGGCGGUACCAGUCUGGGGGGCCCGCGUGCGCGGCGAUUCCGCACGCCGGCAAGCGCCUGCAGUGCCAAAGCGCCUAUCUGUCUGUGGCUUCGCAGGUGGCGCUCUCUGCGGAGGGACCCGUCACUAGCGGCGACAGCAUCCUCGUCGUCGCCCAGCUCAGCCCCCGCGCUUCCGUCGACGAAGAAAUUUUCCACGUCCACGGGCCGUAUGGCACUCGCCUUCGUGGCGUGCAGCCAUCCGCCAUCCAUGGCACCUACUACCUAGACGUCGAAGUGGGCGCCAAGGCGGGGACCAUCAAGAUAUGCAUAGACGAAGAUUACUUGCGCGAGCAUCGGUUCUACCCUGCAGGCUGCCUCCGAGUAUUCAAGCGCAAUGCCACCGAACUGCCUGUCCUGUCCCGUGACUUGCGCGUCGACGCCGGAGCCACUGUAACUCAACUCCCCCACAUCCCCAAGAUCCAUGUCGAUCAGAUUCACGUCGGUCACGGCGACCGCGACGUGCCCCACACGCUUCACGCUCACGAAGACAAACCCCUCGCGGAGUACUACGGUCUCGUGAACGAGGUGUUCAUUAGAGAAAGGCACGCCCAGAGGCACGGGAAGAAGCCGAGCCUGGCCGACCUCUUGGAGGCCGGGCUCCAGGACAUCGCCUCCCACCAGCGGAGCAUACAGCUGCAGCUUCGCGACAGGAGGCGCCGCCAUGAGCUGCUCACGGCGCCCCCGGUGUUGGAGGCGAGGGUAUCCAAGGGAGCGGUGAGCACGGUCUCGGACCUGACCGGCGCCCCUGCAGUGGCGGCGGUGAGGGAGGUCACGUCCGCAGCGACGGAAGCCUGCGGCCGCCACGGCGUCGGCGGCUUUCCGCUGUGCAUGGAGGUGACGGCCUGCAGGUUCGAUGCUCUUUCCGUCGGGAAUUGCGGGAGUUUGAAUGGCGCGUCGGGAGGGGGCCGGGACGCCGAGGGCGGAUGCGAAGUGGGCCGCGCUCUGGCCGCGGCGCAGCCGUGGCUGUUCCUCGUCGUGGAUGCGCUGGUCUCCUCGACGAUCGAGGCCGGCGGAGGAUCCGAUGGAGGCCAACUCGUGUUCGACGGUGACGCUCUGGUUGCCGCCCUCGGGCACAGCAAGUGCCUGCUGCAGUGCGACCUCGGCAAGGCGUGCUUCGGCCUGCACACCGUCGCCAGCCUCCUGGAGCGCAUGGAACCUACCUUCGUCCGGCAGGGCCUAGCCCUCCACCUGACACGCCUGGCCUGCCAGCCCCUGGCGUUCUCCAGCCUGUUGCAGCAGCUCCCGCAGGUGGGCGGGAUGACUAAGAUGGUGAUCCCCCGGCCGUCCUACCGGCGGCCGUCGCCUUCGAAGGCGGCCGGCUUGAGCGCCUACGAGGGCGCCGUGCUGGACAACUGCCUGCGCGACCUCGGCAUGGACCAGCCCGAGAUGGUGGCCUGUGGGCUGAAGACUCUGUUCUGGGUGUACGAAGGCAGGGAUGCGUCCUUCGCCAAACUGCCCCUACUGGCCUGCCUGGCCUGCUCCGCGGAUUCCCACCUGCGAUCCGGCGAGGAGGCGCGCGCCGGACGCGACCUCCUCGCACAUCGCAGCGGCCCGGCCCGGGCCGCCGUCGCCUCCUCUCUGCAGUACUUUGACGGGAUCGACAAAGACUACGCGACGGCCAUGAUGGCACCCGAGGCGGUGGAGGAGGGCGUGGAGGCCGUGCGCUUCAUCGUGGAGGUCUACCAGACGCUGUUCGAGCAAGUGGACUCGCUGCCCGAGGCGGGGAGAGCACCGGAAGGCUACGACGACGCCAUCCACCGUGUGCUUCCCCUGGUCGUCGCCGCGCACAAGAAGCUGGCGGAUGCCGGGGAUGGCGACGCCGCCCUGGCCCUCGCUGACUCCCUCAUCGCCUUCGAGAACCACAUCACGGCCGACGAGUUCGCGAGCUACAGGGAGGAGGCGGUCGUGGUCCUGGGCAGUGUCCUGGGAUCGGCGUUCAGGCCGUGCCACAGCUUGGCCGGCUGCCGCCCACGCCUGGACUCCGCUCUGCGCGAGUACCUACCUUUGCUGGAUGCCAUGAAUGCGGCGUCACACCCUGGCGCAGGCGUCCAUGGGGACGUUCUUGAUCACGUAGGUGCGUCAGCGGACGAAGCCUUGUCUUUGCUGGGGGUGAGGCUGGGAGGGGUGGGGAGGCAGGAGGGGGAGGGAUGGCACGCGCUGCUGCCCGCGCUGGAGCGCCUGCUGGAAGGCGACGGGGAGGCCGGCGGGGGGCGGGAGUUGGCGGGCUACCUGGGGAAUGGGAUGUCUGUAGCGGUGGUUUAG
Molecule: messenger RNA, 2994 nt
Organism: Ostreobium quekettii
Lineage: Eukaryota; Viridiplantae; Chlorophyta; Ulvophyceae; Bryopsidales; Ostreobiaceae
Source: the annotation of a GenBank genome assembly